Helobdella robusta is the source of this 150-nucleotide messenger RNA. RefSeq lists its product as hypothetical. The transcript has a single exon. Gene Ontology annotation, biological process: respiratory electron transport chain. Gene Ontology annotation, cellular component: membrane. The record is from RefSeq and is a predicted model, not a curated record. NCBI's taxonomy places the organism in Eukaryota, Metazoa, Annelida, Clitellata, Rhynchobdellida, Glossiphoniidae. Gene Ontology annotation, molecular function: electron transfer activity. The annotation marks the transcript as partial.
GGAAGAUUUGCAGUAGAUAAUGCCACCCUAAAUCGAUUCUUUCCAAUUCAUUUUCUACUACAAUUUGUAACAAUUGCUCUAGAAGUAAUUCAGCUUCUCUUUCUUCAUCAAACAGGAUCAAAUAAUAUGAUCUUAAGUAAUGAAAACUAA